Beta vulgaris subsp. vulgaris (sugar beet) is the source of this 2464-nucleotide messenger RNA. RefSeq lists its product as hypothetical. The record is from RefSeq and is a predicted model, not a curated record. NCBI's taxonomy places the organism in Eukaryota, Viridiplantae, Streptophyta, Magnoliopsida, Caryophyllales, Amaranthaceae. Gene Ontology annotation, cellular component: mitochondrial outer membrane. The transcript is spliced from 14 exons. The coding region runs from base 91 to 1905 and encodes 604 amino acids.
CAACUACUCGAGCUUACUAGUAAAACUCAUGCUCAAAUAAAACCCCGGCGAAACGCACACUUGAAUCGUCAACGGCGCCAAAAUAAAGCAAUGAACUCAGAAACUGGAGGAGAGAGAAAAGACAUGGAUACUCCAUCUCCAUCGCAAGAGAAUGCUCAAUCAAGCGAUUUGAGAACCCUAACUUCGCUCUACUCCAACUAUCUAUGGACUCGCAUUUCCAAUUCCACUUUCAUCACCAAAAUUUCGAGUUUCUCUCGUCAAUUUGGGCGCGCUAGGUCUCGUCGGCAGAAACUCUGCUUGCCUCUUCCACUUCCUUCGAAAUCGCUCGAUACGUCACUAAUUUUGACUGAAGCAUCUAGAAUUGUCGAUGUUUUGGAGGAUGUAUUUGAGCAUAUAUUUUCGAAUAUGCACAAUGUUCAGAAGAAUUUGCAAUAUUGGCAAGAUAAAGCAGAGGGGUCAAAUGUUCAGAAGGCUUACUUUAUGCUUUUCGAGAGAGGGCCAAGGGCCUUAAUUGGUGAAACUGUUGAGUUUGUCCGGAAUUUCAUUGCUGAAGAUUCCUCAUUUCAGAUUCUUUGCCAUUCAGCUUCAGGUUUCAUAUCUGAGAGAGUUGCUGUGUUGGAUGGCUUACGACGUGCACUUGCUACGUUCUUGGCACAGGUGUAUAUGGUAAUUGAUAAACAAAGAGAGGGCAUGAUGACUGAUCCUCAAAAGUCAUUGCCAUCGUUAUUGGUCACUAUCAAUGGAUUCUUUUUAGAGCUUGAGUUAUCCAUUGCUCAAUUGCAUGUUUCUAUGUCCCAGAUAGAUUCGUUUGCUGGGGAGAAUAAUUCAUCCUCGCUGGUAUUCAAUAAGAUGCCAGAAGUGCAGAGGGAACAAUUACAGUGGACAGAUGAUGAAAUUCGGGAUGCUAUAGAUAUAGUUUAUCAGAACCUCCAGAGGCUGGACUCAUAUCUCUCUGUCCUUGUUGCUAGGCAUCAAAAGCCCAGGAAGAUGACUCAAUAUUGGGUCCGGUAUACAUGUGGGGCAAUUGGCCUUUCUGUUUGUUCGUUGUGGGUUGUACGUCACAGUAGACUGGUUGGAAGUCCUGACAUUGACAACUGGAUUCGUGAAGCUAAAGAAUCAACAACGAGUUUCCUGACUGAGCAUGUGGAGCAACCGCUUUUAUCAAUCAGGGAUGAACUUUUUGAGACAUUUAGAAAGAGACAUAGAGGGGUAAUGGAAGCAGACGAAGUGCAGUUAACUGCUAAUUCGCUGCACAGAAUGUUAGUGGCUUUCUGUGAGCAAGCGAAUGGCCAAACGUUCCCAGAGAAUGCUACAGAUCAGGAACUUCUUGAAUUAGUUAUGGGGAGAUAUGAGAAGGAGAUGAUGCAUCCCAUUAAAAGUGUUGUUGUUGGUGGAGAGCUUCCUCGUGCUAUGCUCAUACAGGUUCAAAAGCUAAAACUAGAUAUUGAGACGGCCAUGCUUGAAUUGAAUCAGAUUCUGAAGGCAAACGAAAUCAACUUUGCCAUUUUGGCUGCAUUACCAGCUUUUGUUAUUGUUUUCCUUUUGAUGAUGUUAGCGCGUUCAUGGAUUAUGCAGGAUAAAGGAGCAGAAGGAAGGGGCAGAAUUGCUCGUCGUCAGAGGAGGUUGCUCAUCGUGGAGAUUGAGAAAAGGAUCAUGCGUUAUCAGUCUUGUAUGGAUCUCGGACAGGCACAAGAGGCCCAAUACAGCUUAGGCUUGGUGUUGUAUACUCUAGAUCGUCUGUAUCGUGCUGUGGAGGGACAUGCAAAGUUAACUGGAGAAUGGUCAUGUUUGAGACAGGACAUCAUUGAUUUGGCGAAACCAGACCUUCAUACUACAUAUAAGCUGACUAUCACUUCACGCAUGGAACGAGUUUAUGACUGUUUGAUUCCUUCAUUGAAGCAGUAGUCUAGCCACUUUAGUUAUACCAUCCUGUCCGCCAACUUUCGCAUCAUCUACUGAAACAAUGAUGUGGAUGUUUUUGCUCAAAGUUUAUAGUUUUUGGUCAUCUUCGCAUCUCUUGUGGGCGAUCACAUUAUCAUCUUUGAUCAUUGAUUUUUGAAAUGGGAAAAUGUACAUAGAAAAAAAAAAAUUAUUUCCUUUUAGUCCAAAAAAAUGAAGAAAAACACGUGCUCCAAAGUUGUUCUGGUUGCUUCAUGGUUUGGCUGCUAUUCAUUUGAGGCCGACUUGAAAUCAGCCUAAAGGCUCUAAGCAUACCUAAGACGAAGAAAGGCUUAUCCACAAAUCACCCAUGUAUGGCAUUUUGAUCUUAGUCUACACCGGCAUCUCAAGCUACUCAAGAUAAUGUUAUCUAUCAACAAUUACUCCCUAGCUCUUUCAAAGUACACUUCUAAGGUGCAUUUUAAUGUAGCUAUACAUAGUCUCUCCAUUCUGAACGAUUUCUAUUUUUGUAAGAUAUCCAAAAAUAGUUGUCAUAUGUAAUAAUUAAACGUGAAAUUAAGUGAUA